Molecule: messenger RNA, 4426 nt
Organism: Dromaius novaehollandiae (emu)
Lineage: Eukaryota; Metazoa; Chordata; Aves; Casuariiformes; Dromaiidae
Gene: PAMR1
Product: peptidase domain containing associated with muscle regeneration 1
Exons: 10
Coding region: 1863-3914 (683 amino acids)
Biological process (GO): proteolysis; complement activation
Cellular component (GO): extracellular region
Molecular function (GO): calcium ion binding; serine-type endopeptidase activity
Source: RefSeq, a predicted model, not a curated record
CCACCGCGGCGCCGGCCGGGCCGCUGGGAAAUGGCGGCCGCCUGCAAGCGCGGGGGAAGCGCGGAGCUGCGCCGCGCCGGGGCCGAGCGGGCGGACGCGGCCCCUGCGCGGAGUCCCGGGAGGCCGCGCCGCGCCCUGGGGGCCGCGCUCCCCUCCUCGGCCUCCCCGGCGUGCGGGGCCGGCGGCUGCCCCGCCGGGGCACCGCAGGGCGCAGCAGCGCGGCCCCGGGGCGCCCCGGUCCGCCGCCCGGAGAGGAGGCCGCGGGAGCGAGGGGCCGCGGCAGCAGCGCCGUCCGGGCGGAGGGAGCGGCGAGGGCCCGGCGGCCGCCCUGGGGCCGGCGCUGGGAAGAGGCCGCGGCGCUGGGAAGAGGCCGCCGCGCUGCCGGCGGGGCUGGGGAGAAAUACCGGGGGCCAGGCCAGGAGAGCCGCGCGGCCGUGGCGUCUGCUGGCAUGGCCGGAUCCGUACGCGUGGUUGAAACCAGCUAAAGACACCAGAUCCUUUGGCAGGAAGAGAAAUGGUGUGCAGUGGUCCCAAGGGAUGUUACCAGGAGGUGACAGAUACACCGAGAGAAGUUGUGUGAGAAGUCACAUCUACCUGCCCUUCCCAUAUCAGCCUGUUUCCGAAUACCAUCCACACUUCUGCUCUCGUGCGCCUGUGUCAAGUCGCGUGGCCUCUGGAGGUGCCCCGCACUGAUGCUGUAGCUCCCAAACAACAGAUAGUGAAUUCUUACCAGAGGUCUCCUCAGGACCUCUCCCUUCACAGACCCAUUGGGUCUCAGUGGGCUAAAACCCAGAGGUCUCCCGGAUUGUUUUCUUUUCUUUUAGCGACAAGCCUUGGAGGAAAUCUUAGUGUGGCCCUGAAAGCUGCCUUUUUUCAAAUAGGAACGGAACAAGGAUGUUGAAACUUUGCCCAAGUGGAUUAUUUUUUUGUAAAUGAGGCAGGAUUUGCCAGCAUGUGUGUUUAGGAUGUAGAUUAUUCUUGAGAACUUUCCAGGUCUCCUGCGGAUUCACACUAGGAAGACAAGCGAUUUCCUUUGAUUGACAGAUGAUUGAACUACUGGUCUGGGGAGUGAGCCUAACUUCCGCUAGAAGGGCUGGAGAUACAGGAGUGCAGAUCUGAUCUGACCGCAAAGGUGCUUCAUGCAGAGAAGGGUGGUAGCAAACCCAAGAAUGUUCUUUUGGAGGCAGUCAUUGAAUGGCUCCUCUUUAGCCUUUGGACCACCUGCUUUGCUGGCCAAACCUACUUCCUUGGCGUCAGUGUUCAGAAAGUUCAGGCUGUACCACUGCAAACAGAAAAGUGUAUUUAGUAUGCCUUGCACACAAGUAUCUCUUUGCACCAGUUCUUUGGCUUUCCUUUGUUAAAGGCAUAGGAAACUCAAAAGCCCUUCGGGACGAAAGGGAAACUUUCUUUGAGGUGAUCCAAGCCUCCUGUCAAGCUAUCUGAAGAUUUCUAGCAGCUUUGUCUCAGGUUGUUUUUGAGGCUGGAGCCAGCAGCAGCACAAGGUCCUGUUCCAUGCUGUGGGAAGGAGCAUUAUCAUGUGCACCACCGCAGAUCCUGCCGUCCUCACUGAAUCCUAAUGUGGCUGCUGCGCACAGUCAUUAAUCCUUUCCUUUUACACAGGGAACUAAGCGAGCCACUGAGGAGGAUGAAACACUUGUGAGGAGCUCCUCUGAGCAGGAUUUCUGUUUCCUUGGGUCCUGCUUAAUUAAGGGUAACCGAGGGUAAAUGAACAAAGGGUAUUUCAUUUGAGCAACUCUUUCUUAAGAAGAAAGAGGAGUAAUUGACCCUCGGUUUUCACGUCUCCCCAUAGACCAGACACAGCAGGACUGAUUUCCAGACACUAACAUCAAUGGGAACCGCGGAUGCCUGGUACUUCUCCAAAUCAGGUCACUGUCACCCUUUCCCCCCCCAAAGGAAAGAAGGGCCCUGUGGCGAAUGUUAAAACCCACCAUUCUGGGUGUGGACAGGUUCUUCGGGCCUCUAGGGGCCAGAUUUUGCUGGAGAGUUACCCACUGAAUGCACGAUGUGAAUGGAUUAUUCAUGUUCAAGCUGGAUUUAAUAUUGAGUUAAGGUUUUCCAUGCUGAGCCUUGAGUUUGACUACAUGUGCCAGUAUGAUUAUGUGGAGGUCCGUGAUGGGGACAACUUGGACAGCAGGAUAAUUAAGAAAUUCUGUGGAAAUGAGAGACCACCUCCCAUCCGAAGCACUGGGUCUUCACUCCAUGUCCUUUUCCAGUCCGAUGGUUCCAAGAACUUUGAUGGAUUUCAUGCUGUCUUUGAAGAAGUUACAGCUUGUUCUUCGUCUCCGUGUCUUCAUGAUGGAACGUGCAUUCUAGACAAAAGUGGAGCCUACAAAUGUGCCUGUUUGGCUGGCUAUACAGGGAAUCGCUGUGAAAACUUGGUGAUGUGUAGGACUCCAGGUGCUCCCGCUCAUGGUAUUGUGGAAGGAGAUGACUUUAAAUACGGGGCCCAGGUUUACUUCAAGUGCAACGCAGGUUACAGCUUAAAAGGCAGCCGUGUUGCCUACUGUCAGCUUGAUGGGAGUUGGUCAACACAUCAUCCUGAAUGUGUUCUAGAUGAAAAAAACUGCUCAGAUCCUGGUGGCCCACUCAAUGGCUACAGAAGAGUGGUAGAAGACACUGGGCUCUUGAAUGGACGCUAUGCAAAAAUUGGCACAGUCAUUGCUUUCUUUUGUAACAACUCAUAUGUUCUUAGUGGGAAUGAACAGAGGACCUGCCAAGACAACGGAGAAUGGUCAGGGAAACAGCCAAUCUGCAUAAAAGCCUGCAGAGAGCCAAAGAUCUCUGACCUGGUGAGACAGAAAGUGCUUCCAAUGCAGGUUCAGUCAAGGGAAACACCUUUGCAUCAGCUUUACUCAUCUGCAUUCAGCAAGCAAAAGCUUGAAAUCUAUCCAACCAAGAAACCAGCACUGCCAUUUGGAGACCUGCCCCUGGGGUACCAGCAUCUGCACACUCAGCUGCAGUAUGAAUGCAUUUCUCCUUUCUACCGCCGCCUGGGUAGCAGCAGGAGGACUUGUCUAAAGACAGGAAAAUGGAGUGGGAGGGCCCCUGUGUGUGUUCCAAUCUGCGGAAAAGCAGAAAACAUCACUCUUCAAAAGACAGUGACCUCUACCAGGUGGCCCUGGCAAGCGGCGAUCUAUCGGACAGCCAACGGGGUGAAGGAGAGCAGCCUCCGGAAAGGGACAUGGAUCCUUAUCUGCAGCGGGGCCUUGGUGAACGAGCGCACUGUGGUGGUGGCAGCUCACUGCGUCACGGACCUGGGCAAGGCCAUCGUACUCAAGACAGCUGAACUCAAGGUGGUUCUGGGGAAAUUCUACAGAGAUGAUGACAGAGAUGAAAAGACCCUCCAGAACCUGCGGAUUUCUGCCAUCAUAGUGCAUCCCAAUUAUGACCCUAUAUUACUUGAUUCUGACAUAGCUAUCAUAAAACUCUUGGACAAAGCCAGAAUCAGCAGUCGUGUUCAACCCGUUUGCUUGGCAUCUUCUCAUGACUUGACUUCAUCCACAGAGGAUUUAAAAAUAAUGGUUACUGGCUGGAAGGUAUUGGCUGAUGUUAAAGAUCCUGGAUACAAGAAUGACACAGUCCGCAUGGGAGUUGUUCGGAUGGUGGACUCACUGUUGUGUGAACAACAGUAUGAAGAUAAUGGGAUACAGGUCAGCAUCACUGACAGCAUGUUCUGUGCCAAGCAGGACCACACAGCCUUUUCUAAUAUCUGCCCUGCUGAGACUGGUGGGAUUGCAGCCAUACCUUUGCCAGGAAAAGCAUCUCCUGAGCUAAGGUGGCAUCUGAUGGGAUUAGUGAGCUGGGGUUAUGAUAAAACUUGCAGCCUCGAACUCUACAGUGGCUACACCAAAGCUCUUCCUUUCAAAGACUGGAUUGAGAAGAACCUGAAAUAAAAAGAUGUGUCUGGAAAUGGCAUUUUAUAACUAUCAUAAUAUCUCUCACAGUCUCUGCUGCGUUAGGCUUCUCAUCCCAGUGAUGAGCCACAUCUGGGAUAAGGUUAAGGAAGACACCCUGGUAAUUUGUCCUAGGAUCAGCUGUUCCAUCAGGCUACUCUUAACCCAUGACAGAGGGUCCCAGUGCAUGGAGUGUUUUGACAUAUUUUGGCUUUCUCCCCUGGUGGGAGGAUGAUGCUCUGCUCCUGAGUCUGACAUACCGAAACAGGACAGCAAGUUCUCUCUAAAAUUAUUCUGUAGUACGGAGUCCCCUAGAGAAAUCGACAGUGAGCCUUUCCCAAAGAUCUCUGUGAUUGAGAGGACUAGGAAGCUGGAAGAGUAGCCUGAAUUCAUUACGAUGGAUGAGCUUGUUAUGGUAUGUGCUGUCUGUAUUGCCAUAGUACAAUGUAAUCUUUUUCCCUCCCAAGUACUUUAAACAUUUAAAUAAACUAAGGUUUGGUUUUUUUAACCUA